UUCAUUUUUCUGUAAGCAUAGUAUGGAGACGCCAAGCCUCAGUAGACCUCAAAUAUAAGAAGAGAUGUUCAUUUUUCUGUAAGCAUAGGGCUCCAUUAAUAUGGAGACGGCAAGCCUCAGUAGACCUCAAAUAUCUCUUUCUCUCUCUAGAUUCUGCAAAGGAAGGCCUCGAAUUCAUCUCGAUCGUCCAGCUCAAAACCCCAUAAAACUUUUUGGUUUUUCCAGCAAAAAGCUGGUUUUCAGGCGAGAUCUGAGGUUUCCGGCGAGUUUCCCGAUAAAGGCGAAGUUACAGAUCGAGGAUGAUGGGUUUGUGUUAGAAGACGUCCCCCACCUCACUGAUUUCCUCCCUUCUUUGCACACUUAUCCAAAUCCUUUGAAAAAGAGUCCUGCCUAUGCAAUUGUUGAGCAAGAUUUUGUCAACCCAGAAGAUGUGGUCUCCCAAAGAGUCGUUAUUCGAAAGGGUAGUCCAAGAGGGACCCAUUUUCGACGUGCAGGCCCUCGAGAAAAGGUAUAUUUUGAACCAGAAGAAGUUUGUUCUUGCAUAGUAACAUGUGGGGGCCUCUGCCCGGGCAUUAAUACGGUGAUUCGAGAGAUUGUAUGCGGUUUGAACUACAUGUAUGGAGUUACUGAAAUUAUGGGGAUAAAGGGUGGAUAUAGAGGAUUUUAUUCAAGUAACACGAUUCCUUUAAGCCCCAAGUCUGUCAAUGAUAUCCAUAAACGUGGUGGCACCAUCCUUGGUACUUCAAGAGGAGGUCAUGACACCACCAAAAUAGUUGAUAGCAUUCAAGACCGAGGGAUUAAUCAGGUCUACAUAAUAGGAGGAGAUGGGACACAGAAAGGAGCAUCUGUAAUAUAUAAGGAAAUUGAGAGACGUGGUUUGAAAGUGUCGGUUGCUGGAAUCCCCAAGACUAUCGAUAAUGAUAUCACUGUUAUAGACAAGUCUUUUGGUUUUGACACUGCUGUAGAAGAAGCUCAGAGAGCCAUUAAUGCAGCACAUGUGGAAGCUGAAAGUGUUGACAAUGGUCUGGGUAUUGUGAAGCUAAUGGGUCGUUACAGUGGAUUCAUUGCCAUGUAUGCAACUCUAGCAAGCAGGGACGUGGACUGUUGCUUGAUUCCUGAAUCUCCAUUUUACCUAGAGGGAGAAGGGGGGCUGUUUGACUUCAUAGAAAAGCGACUGAAAGAAAAUGGUCACAUGGUCGUUGUGUUAGCAGAAGGUGCAGGGCAAGAGCUUGUUGCCCAAUCCAUGCGGGCAGUUGAUGAAACUGAUGCAUCUGGGAAUCAGUUACUCCAUGACGUUGGGCUAUGGCUUGCUCAAAAUGUCAAAGACCAUUUUACAACAAACCGCAAGAUGACAGUAAAUCUCAAGUACGUAGACCCAACAUACAUGAUCCGUGCAAUACCGAGCAAUGCAUCUGACAAUAUAUACUGCACCCUUCUUGCACAUGGGGCUGUGCAUGGUGCCAUGGCGGGAUACACAGGCUUCACUAUUGGACCUGUUAACAACAGACAUGCCUAUAUCCCUACUCUCUUGUGUAACGGAGACACAGAACAAGGUUGGCAUCACCGACCGGAUGUGGGCUAGACUGCUCGCUUCGACUAAUCAGCCAAGUUUUUUGAAUUACAAAGAGCAUAUACGAGGGAAACUCAACGUAGAAUAUUUGAAAAUGAUCGAGGAUUUGCGAGGAUUACGUGAAGGAACACAACCAGCAACUCCCUCUGAGAAUGAGUUUGGUGAGGACAUUCAGAAGAGCACCGACUCUUCUCCAUCUGCUCGAGGUUGAACUGAACCCCCAUCCUACGUAUAUGGUGUUCUCUCUGAGAAUGAGUUUGGUGAGGGCAUUCUCCAUCUGCUCGAGUUUGAACUGGACACCAGUCCUACAUAUAUGGUGCUCUCUCUCUCUCUAAAGGAUGUUUCCCACUUACUGUAUGUCCAUCUUCUAUGUAAUAUUUUUUCUGUGUUGAUCAUAGAUAAAAGCUCUCUCUUUCUCUCAUGGAUUAAUUUUUUCUGUUCAUUGAAUUACAUUUUACUUAGCAUAUGACUUUUUUUGUAUUUCCAGAAAUAUGAUGCUAGAAAAUUUUGAUAUUUUUUAGCAUCUCACUAAAAACCUAUUGCACCCUUGUAACAAAUUAAAUGACAGAUGAUUGAUAAUGAUUGAUACCCUUGUUA
Messenger RNA from Amborella trichopoda, 2167 nucleotides. RefSeq names its product ATP-dependent 6-phosphofructokinase 6. The record is from RefSeq and is a predicted model, not a curated record. Lineage: Eukaryota; Viridiplantae; Streptophyta; Magnoliopsida; Amborellales; Amborellaceae. Gene Ontology annotation, biological process: fructose 6-phosphate metabolic process; glycolytic process. Gene Ontology annotation, molecular function: 6-phosphofructokinase activity; ATP binding.